Messenger RNA from Syzygium oleosum, 944 nucleotides. RefSeq names its product RING-H2 finger protein ATL8-like. The coding region runs from base 138 to 713 and encodes 191 amino acids. The record is from RefSeq and is a predicted model, not a curated record. The transcript has a single exon. Lineage: Eukaryota; Viridiplantae; Streptophyta; Magnoliopsida; Myrtales; Myrtaceae.
UUCUAUCUCUCUCUCCUCGUUCUUCUGCUUCCCAUUUUCGUCGUUUUCCUAACUCCCGCCUACUUAUAAAGCGCGACAUCGUCCCAACUACUUCUUGCAAAAGGAACUCUUUCGUCCACUCGUUCCAUGUGCCCAUCAUGCCCCGCUCUCCCCCACCACCUCCCCCCGCCGCCGCCGACGCCGCCGCCGCCGCCGCGCCCCCGCCGCAGGCCCUGGACGUGGAGUCCGACUUCGUGGUCAUCCUCGCCGUCCUCCUCUGCGCUCUGAUCUGCGUGGUCGGCCUCAUGGCCGUCGCCCGCUGCGCCUGGCUCCGGCGCUACCACCCCGGCGCCGCGGCGGCGGCGGCGGCGUCGAGGCCCCCCCCGGCGGCCAACAGGGGGCUCAAGAAGAAGGCGCUGCAGUCGCUCCCCAAGGUCGUGUACGGCCUCGAGGGGGCGGGCGCCGCCAGGUUCCCGGUGGAGUGCGCCAUCUGCCUCGGCGAGUUCUCGGAGGGGGACGAGGUGAGGCUCCUGCCUCAGUGCGGCCACGGGUUCCACGUGGGCUGCAUUGACCCGUGGCUGGCGUCCCACUCGUCGUGCCCGUCGUGCCGGCGGAUCCUGGUCGUGGCGCGGUGCCAGAAGUGCGGCCAGUUCCCGGCGGUUCCCGGCGACGGGACGGAGGCUCAGCUCAAGGCGAGAGAAGACGGGGGUAACAGCCACAGUUUCUUGCCUUGAGGAGAAAAAGGGGCUCUCCUCCUUCUCCUUCAUCUCCUUCAUCCUCUGUUAGUUUGAUUUUCUCUUCUUCUCUUCCAGGGUUGCUGAGGAUUGACCUCGGUCAAUGAGUUUUGUACAUGUGAUCAGAAAGUUAGGAACAGCGCUGUAAUAAGGGAUUUUUACUAGGUGAGUUCACACCACUCAUUGACACGUGGAAAACUAAAUGUUAUACACACAUUUCGCGUAUUCGAU